This is a messenger RNA of Penicillium lagena, 1368 nucleotides long. RefSeq lists its product as uncharacterized. Lineage: Eukaryota; Fungi; Ascomycota; Eurotiomycetes; Eurotiales; Aspergillaceae. Gene Ontology annotation, biological process: lipid catabolic process. Gene Ontology annotation, molecular function: triacylglycerol lipase activity. Bases 1 to 1368 code for a protein of 455 amino acids. The record is from RefSeq and is a predicted model, not a curated record. The transcript is spliced from 2 exons.
AUGCAGUCAACUACGCAGUGGUUUAUUAUUUGGGGCAAUGCUAGUAUCCCUGUCCCUUCUAAGGAUCCCUGGUAUGACCAGCCAAAUAAUAUCAGCGAAUACUCUCCAGGAGAGGUGAUCCGAUCUCGCCAGGUAUCUGCUCAACUGGAACCGUUCAUAUCAUUCCCGGUGAACGUUUCCGUCAAGGCAGUCUAUCAGUAUCUAUUCCGGACCACAGAUAGUUUAGGCGAUGCGGUGGGCUCCGCGGUUACUUUGAUAGAGCCGUACAAUUCAGAUCCUUCCAAGCUGCUUGGAUACCAGGCAUUCUAUGACUCCGCUUCGGUUGACUGCAGUCCAUCCUAUACCCUGCGUGCCAAAAACCAAGACUUGGGUUUCACACUGUCUGGUCUGAAUGUCUCCGAAGACAUUCCGUUCGUAAGUACCGUGCUAGUAAUCCGUCAAAGGUUCCAGAGACUAAUAGUUUACGAGAUUGGCGCGGCCCUGAAUCUGGGCUGGUGGGUGUUCACUACCGACUAUGAAGGCCUCGAAGCAGAAUUUACUGCUGGUCUUCAGUCCGGUCAUGCCGUCUUAGACUCCGUCAGGGCAGUUCUUAACGAAGGGCCCCAAGUUGGACUGUCUGAAAACCCAGUCUACGCAUUGUGGGGCUAUUCAGGUGGUUCGCUGGCCUCUACAUGGGCUGCCGAGCUCCAACCCGCAUAUGCACCUGAACUUAACUUUGCCGGAGUCGCUGUUGGCGGGCUGACGCCGAAUAUCAGCUCCGUUUUGCAGACCAUCAACAAUGGUUCGGACGCAGGGCUUGCCUUCUCUGGGAUUGCUGGGCAGGCAAAGGCAUACCCAAAUCUCACUGAAUGGCUUGAUGUCAACCUAGUGCCCUCCAAAUCAGCGUUCUUUUACGAGGUCGCUAGUGACUGUCUCUCGGCUGCAAGCUCGGCAGCAUCAGGACAGGACCUAUAUACCUAUUUCAAAGAUGGUGAGGCAUCUUUCUACCAGGACGUCCCCCAGUCCAUCUUCAAAUGGUCAGGACAAAUGGGCGUCCAUGGGACACCGACAGCACCGAUGUUCUUUUACAAGGCAGUUGGUGAUGAGAUUAGCCCGGUUGCGGACACGGAUGCCCUAGUAAAGAAAUACUGUGCCGAGGGUGCCACUAUCGAGUACCAUCGAGAUCUGGUCGGGGACCAUGAGUCAGAGGCUAUUUCGGGAUCAGCAAGUGCCUUAGAAUGGCUCGCUGAGCGAUUGGAUGGGCAAGAAGUUAGCAGCGGCUGCAGCACAGAGGAUGUGGUUCUUUCCUCUUUGGACUUAGGGACGGUGGUGGUGUUAGGCGAAGAGCUAUUUACCAUUCUGGAAACCGUUCUAGGCGGGAUGUUAUAA